This is a messenger RNA of Hyla sarda, 7079 nucleotides long. RefSeq names its product microtubule associated monooxygenase, calponin and LIM domain containing 3 (gene MICAL3). The record is from RefSeq and is a predicted model, not a curated record. NCBI's taxonomy places the organism in Eukaryota, Metazoa, Chordata, Amphibia, Anura, Hylidae. The transcript is spliced from 41 exons. The coding region runs from base 275 to 6859 and encodes 2194 amino acids. Gene Ontology annotation, molecular function: FAD binding; protein binding.
AAGCUUCCGUUUCCCCCCCCCCCCUUCCCUUGUGUUGGCGCGCUCCGGUGGGCGGGGUUAGCGCUCGGCGCUGCGGCUGUUGGAUGCGAUGUUGCAGCGAGGCAUUGCCCGGAGAUCUGCUGGAGCCGGCGGGCGGUGAGCACUGGACGGCCGGGCGGGAGGGGCCGGCUCUUCCCGGGGAUGCGGCUCGUUAGAGAUUAAAGAUGGCGGACCAUUAGAGAAGCCUCCCCCAUAAGGAGACACAAGGCGGAGGGUCCGGACCCAGCCUAGAGCGAUGGAGGGCGGUCACAAUGAUAAGGUGAAUCAGGCCCACGUCCUCUUUGACCGCUUUGUCCAGGCCACGACCUUUAAGGGGACACUGAAAAGCUUCCAGGAAUUAUGCGACUACUUAGAGCUGAAGCCGCGCGACUACCGCUCCUUCUACCACAAACUCAAGUCCAAACUCAACUACUGGAAAGCCAAAGCCUUGUGGUCAAAACUGGACAAAAGGGGGAGUCACAAGGAGUACAAGAAGGGCAAAGCCUGCAGCAACACCAAGUGUCUGAUAAUUGGCGCGGGCCCCUGCGGACUGCGGACCGCCAUUGAGCUUAGCUUUCUCGGGGCCAAGGUGGUGGUGGUGGAGAAGAGGGACACCUUCUCCAGGAACAACGUCCUGCACCUGUGGCCGUUCACCAUCCAAGACCUGCGAGGACUCGGGGCCAAGAAAUUCUACGGGAAAUUCUGUGCGGGCGCCAUUGAUCACAUCAGUAUUCGUCAGCUACAGCUCAUCCUCCUGAAGGUUUCCCUCAUCCUGGGGAUCGAGAUUCACGUCAACGUCGAGUUUCAGGGAUUGGUGGAGCCGCCUGAAGAUCAGGAAAAUGAGCGUAUUGGUUGGAGAGCAAAAGUCCACCCCAAAGGUCACGCGGUAUCGGAGUACGACUUCGAUGUCAUCAUUGGCGCAGACGGUCGGAGGAAUACAUUGGCCGGUUUCCGAAGAAAAGAGUUUCGUGGCAAACUGGCCAUCGCCAUCACCGCCAAUUUUAUUAACCGAAACACGACGGCAGAGGCCAAGGUGGAGGAGAUCAGCGGCGUGGCCUUCAUCUUCAAUCAGAAGUUUUUCCAAGAUCUGCGCGAGGCGACCGGGAUCGACCUGGAGAACAUCGUCUACUACAAGGACGACACUCACUACUUCGUCAUGACGGCCAAGAAGCAGAGUCUUCUGGAGAAAGGCGUCAUCUUACAGGAUUACGCAGACACUGAGAUGUUACUGUCACGUGCCAACGUGGAUCAGGAGGCGCUGCAGAACUACGCCACCGAGGCCGCCUGGUUCUCCACCCAUCGCCAGCUGCCAUCGCUGGAUUUCGCCAUCAAUCAUUACGGGCAGCCGGACGUGGCCAUGUUUGACUUCACCUGUAUGUACGCGUCUGAGAACGCCGGCCUGGUGCGGGAGCGGAACGGGAAACGGCUGCUGGUGGCGCUAGUCGGCGACAGUUUACUAGAGCCUUUCUGGCCAAUGGGAACCGGCAUAGCUCGAGGCUUCCUGGCGGCAAUGGACUCUGCCUGGAUGGUACGAAGCUGGGCUCAUGAAGCAAGUCCAUUAGAAGUGCUGGCUGAGAGGGAGAGUAUUUACCGGUUACUUCCUCAGACUACUCCAGAGAACGUCAAUAAGAACUUCAGUCAUUACAGUAUCGACCCCACAACCCGUUACCCCAAUGUCAACCUCCAGUUCCUGCGGCCGAGUCAGGUCAGACACUUGUACCAUACGGGAGAGAUGAAGGACGUUAAUCUAGAGAUCGGGAAUCUAGCAAACCCCCCGAGGACGCCAAAGCUGGGCCGGAACGAGGCGGUGGCGCGCACCGGUAAGCUGCUGAGCUGGUGUCAGAAGCAGACGGACGGCUAUGCGGGAGUUAAUGUUACCGACCUCACUAUGUCUUGGAAAAGCGGCCUCGCGCUGUGCGCCAUCAUCCACCACUUCCGGCCCGAGCUCAUUGACUUUGCCUCCCUGGACGAGCGGAAUGUAGAGAAGAACAACCAGUUGGCGUUCGACAUCGCGGAGCGGGAGCUGGGAAUCUCCCCCAUCAUGACCGGAAAAGAGAUGGCGUCCGUGGGGGACCCCGACAAGUUGUCCAUGGUGGUGUAUCUCAGCCAGUUCUACGAGAUGUUCAAGGAGAGCACCAACUCCGAAGACGCAGAACAGAACCUGGAUGAGAAGACCACCCUGCUGACCAGCACCAAAUCCCCCAUCUCCUUCCUGAGCAAACUGGGGCAGACUAUCUCCCGCAAGCGCACGCCCAAGGACAAGAAAGAAAAAGACGUGGACAGCUCCGGCAAGAGACGGAAGACCAGCCAAUCUGAAGACGAGGAAGGCCCCAGAUCUCAGCGGGAGGAGAAACCCUCCGUAGUCGGCUCCCAGACCGACAGGCGGAUUGACGCUGCUGUUGGCAACCAGAACAAGGUGAAAUUCAUGGCCAAUCAGCUCCUGGCCAAAUUUGAGGAAAACGCGCCCGCCCCUAAUACCGGACUGCGGAAACAGAAACCCCUCCUGCCCUAUCAGCAGCGUUUACUAGAGCAGGCUGCCCUCAGGCAGACCGAGCCUCAAUGGAAACAGCCCAGGACUAAUGAGCUUCCCCGGACCUGCCCCAAAAAGGUCAUCACACUGUAUACGAGGUCGUGGCCUCGCUCGUACCAGCAGAGGAGCCCGCUGCCGUCCAGUUUCCUUGGCGAGAGGUGUGCCAGCCUAGAGAGGCUGGACUCUGAGCCCGCCCGCCGCUCUCCCGUGGAGCAUUGGCAGAAUUCAAUCGCCCUGCGCUCCACCGAACGCCCCGCCUCGCCUUCAUACGACGAAAUCCGUCAGAAAUACAUAAAGCUGUAUACAGGUGGAGUGAGCUCAUUGGCUGAGCAGAUAGUCAAUCAGCUUCAAAAGAAGGAAACCCCCAAGCCUCUGUUUGGGAAAAAAGUGGGGUCUUUCAGGAAAGAAUUCCCUCAGAACCUCGGGGGCAGCGACGUCUGUUACUUCUGCCGCAGAAGAGUUUACGUCAUGGAGCGUCUGAGCGCGGAGGGGAAAUUCUUCCAUCGAAGCUGCUUUAAAUGUGACUACUGCAACACCACCCUGCGUCUAUCCUGCUACGCCUACGACCUGGAGGACGGAAAGUUUUAUUGCAAACCGCACUACUGCUACAGGCGUUCUGGCUACAGCCAGAGGAAGAGAGCGGCCGCCCCGGCACAGGUCAGCAAGGAGCUUAAAGGACCUGGAAAGGACACCCCCGAUGCUGAAGAUCCCGGACGAGCCCCCACGUUGUCCCUUGCUGCUGCAGAGAAGAAUCCAGGUCCUAGUGUGAACGGUGUCGAGGAUCACACUGUAGCCAAGAGGUUACGAGCCACUCCGGAGCGUAUAGAGCUGGAGAACUACAGAGUGUCCAUGCAGAAGGAGGAGCUGGAGGAGGUGCCCGAGGAGACCCUGGCGGAACACAACCUGAGCAGCCUCCUCGAUAAAGGGGGAGAGGAGGAAGAGGAGGCCGCCAGCAGUAGCUCAGAGUCUGAGAUGGAGGAGGAUGAGGAGGAGGAGCAGGAGGAUGGUGAAGACCAUCUUCCCUCUUCUGAUCUCGGCGGUGUCCCCUGGAAGGAGGCUGUAAAGAUUCAUGCAAAACUGAAGGGUCGGGGUGCGGAUGAGAUGGUAGGAGACAACGCUGCGGGGCCGGGUGUCAGUGAGGAUGAGGAGGAAGAUGAAGAAGAAGAGGAGGAGGAUGAAGAGGAGGAGGAGCCAUCUAGUGAAGAGGGAGAGUACUGCCCCUGGGAGAGAGAGCUUCAACAGGGUCUAUGGCUUCAGCGUAUCUCUGACGAAGACACAGUUGGUACAUUUAAAGCCGGGAACCUCAAACUGCACCAAGCGUUGUCCCCCCUGGACCCCAUGGAGAUUAAAGCCGACGUCCACUGGACUCACGUCCACAAGGUUAAGGAGGAGCAGGAAGGGGUUAACACAGAGGGGGAAGAAGUGGGCUCGUCUUCUCCUUCUAAAGCGCUCCAGCUCCUUUCCCACCGCCAUGAUCCCGUAAGAGCGUGGCUGGAGACCACCGUAUCCGGAGCUGCCUGUGAGGAUGAAGAAGCCGAGGCGGAGGCUGGAGCAAGAGGUGAUGGGGACACGUCUGCUGAUCUUGGUGAUGAUGACGACAUUCCGUCAGACGCCGAGGCGGAGGAGCGAAUUCAGCACCCAGAGAGACUGAAGCUUAGACUGGAUGAGGACGAGGGGUCAGACGGAGCUUCCAGUGUGCAAAACGGAUCGGACAGAGGUUUCAGUUCGGUUGCAGUGGCCUCUGCUCCGGCGGCUUUGGCUGUCGGCAGCCCUAAAGCCGAGCGCGAGAAGGUCACAGUGUUGUCUCCGAAGGAACUGAUGUCACCAGGUGUCAGAUUCUUCCCUGACCCAUAUAUCCCUCAGACCGGCAGCAAAGUGUCAACUCCAUUAGAACCGAAGGCUUUAACCCCUGUCUCACCAGUUCGUUCCCAGCCAACCCCAACGCAAGAACUGGUUCCUCCCACAUCUCCUGUGAAAUCCCCAUCGAUACCACCUCUGCUUCGUCCUCUUAGGUCACCAACCUCUCCUAUCUGCUCUCAACCAUUACCGUCAGCAGAGGGGGUCACUGUUCCAACCACCACCAAGCCACCGGUAUGUUUACAGCCAAGUCCAGUUAUCACUUCCACCCCCCUAGCCAAGCUGCCUUAUACUAGCCAUGGAGUAAGGACGGACACGUUGACCAGCCCCAGUUCGGAAGAAGCUUUGAAACGUAUUGACCUCAUAGAGGAGUUUUGGACAAAAAGUGCUGAGAUCCGACGUAGUCUUGGGUUGACACCAGUGGAGCGGAGUAGAACAUCCGAGGUCAGUUUUCCAUCCAUGGAGCCUUCUGUGCCAAGGACCCCAGUGUCUAAGACUACUCCAGAUGAUCUAAAGUCACCUAAAGUUCAUAACAUCCUUAAGAAGACUAAUCCCAAUAGACUUGACGCAGAGCUCCUGUCACCUCUUACUCCCAUAUCACCAUCCGAAAAAGAACUUAAGAGCUCGGAAGGUGAAAGGAAGGACCUGUCGACUAGUUCAGGUCUGGGAUUGAAUGGCAGUAAUUCAAAUACACGGACUGCGGCCAGUGAAAGUUUCAACACCUCGGACUCUGCUUUGCUUACUCCACCUUCUAGUCCGCCUCCUCCCCCACCACAAGGAGAAGAGCCGGCUACACUCCAAAAGAGCCUAGCCUCCUGGCAGAAUGGACCGGAAUCCGUUCCAUCACCACAACCUCAGACAAAGGUGAAAUCUCCCGAGGUUCCCCAACACCCACCGAAAUUGGAAGAGGUUUGUAAGUCCUUUGUGGAGAGCGUGGAUGAGAUUCCUUUUGCGGAUGAUGUGGAAGACACCUAUGAUGAGAGAACGGAUAACUCCAGCCUUCACGAGCGGUUCUUUACUCCACCAACUAGUCGGGGAAAACUCCAGAGGCUUCCCUUGACUAAGGAAAAUGGGGAACUCCCAUCUUUAGAAAAAGGCCACCAAAGAAAAAGGCUUCUUCCACAGUUGACUCCUGAAGUGAAAGAGUUGGCCGAAGAGAGGAUGAGGGCGAGGGAGAAGUCGGUGAAAAGUGCAGCAUUGAGGGACGCCAUGGCACAACAGCUUACCAAGAUGAAGCACCUUGAAACCGUGCAGACGUCUCAUAGAGGAUCAGGGUUGUCUUCCACCAAAUUAGCUGCACACCUUCCUGUAGAAGCCAGAGGUCUACCUGAGGCGCCUACACUCAGACUAGAGACUUCAAAUGAACUCUUCCUAUCGCCUCCGCCAGCCGAGGGCUCCAUCACCUCCUCGGAAGGUUCCGGCGGUGGAAAACCCAAGAAGAGGCCUUCGUUGUUCUCCCCAAGAAAAAAGGAGAAAAAGUCAAAGGGGGAGACAAGCCGGCUGUCUGAUAAACCCGAAGACAGCACCAAGUCCAAAUCACUGUGGAAAUCGGUCUUCUCGGGUUAUAAGAAAGAGAAGAAGAAGAAGUCUUCGGAUGAGAAGUCUACGCCGAGCACUCCGUCAAGCACCAACACUGUGGACUCCGGGAAGGGCAAAGUUCCCAUUUUAGCUCGUGGAGCAGAAUUUCCUCUUAGACGUCACCUGAGUUUCUCUGAAGAUUCGGACCUUUCUAGCGAUGACGUCUUGGAAAAGUCCUCACAGAAGUCCAAGCGGGAGUCGGUCUAUGUCCCCCACGCUCUGGCGUUCAGACGAUCGUAUUCAUCAAAGAAAACCUACACGGAUGAGGAGCUGAGCGCCAAACUCACCAAGAGGGUACAAAAGGCCGCCCGGAGGCAGGCCAAGCAGGAGGAGCUGAAGAGACUGCAUCGGGCUCAGAUAAUUCAGCGUCAACUGGAACAAGUGGAGGAGAAGCAGCGUCAGCUGGAGGAGAGGGGCGUCGCGGUUGAGAAGGCGCUGCGCGGAGAAGCUGUUGAUCCCAUUGCGGGGACUCCACGCCGCAGACCUAUCUCCUUCUGCCCUUGCUGUGUCCACGAAGGGAUGGGCAAGAAGGACGACCCCAAACUGAUGCAGGAAUGGUUCCGACUGGUGCAGGAGAAGAACGCGCUGGUGCGAUACGAGUCCGAGCUCAUGAUAUUCGCCCGGGAGCUGGAGCUCGAGGAUCGUCAGAGCCGCCUACAGCAGGAGCUACGGGAGAGGAUGGCCGUGGAGGACCAGCUGAAGAGCGAGCAGGAGCUGUCGGAGGAGAAGCGGAUCCUGAACGAGAUGCUGGACGUGGUGGAGCAGCGCGACGCGCUGGUGGCACUGCUGGAGGAGCAGCGGCUGCGUGAGAAGGAGGAGGACAAGGACCUGGAGGAGGUCAUGUUAUCUAAAGGCUACAACCUGAACUGGUCCUGAGGAAUCCCCGGUGACCCCCCUGAUGAUGGGGGCGCUGUGUCCUAUAUGUGGGGAUAAGUGCAGAGCUGCCCCGACCAGGUCCUUUCCAUGGAGAUGUUACAUGAACUCGUUAACCCUUGCACAGCACUUUAGAGUGCGUCGCCGCAGAGGUCGGAGGUCGUUUCCCGUCAUUCUAAGGGGCGUUUUUUUUUUUUUUAGUUUUUUUUUUUUAUUCCGUAUA